CAAGCUCUCUUUCUCUCUCUCUCUAUCUCUCAGUCUCUCCAUUCCAUCUCUCUCCCACUCCCUCUCUGCUUUUUUAACCAGUGAGGGGAGGGAGAGAGUGAGAGAGAGAGAGAGAGAGGGAGAGAGAGAGAGAGAGAGAGACUGCUGUGGCAUUCACAGGCAGACAGCGCAACCGCUAGCACCUCUUCCUCCAGUUUUUCCCUUGCCUCACUGACUCACUGUUUUUACGGAAAAGGGCUAUUUUUCCUAUUUAAAAACGGAGGACACCUCUGGAACAAGUCAAAAGAGGGCGGGCGAAAAAGCCGAAAACGGAAAAGAAGCGAGAAAAAUCAUGCAAAGAAUCAGGAGACAGGAGUGAAACAGGAAUGAACUGAGAGAGAGAGAGAGGGAAAAGGGAAAGAAAACACCUCCCGUGAUCAAUCCCCCCCUGCCCCCCCCCCCCCCCGAAGGAGAAGAGAGGGAUCAAGGAACGUGGGAAAAGACGGAAGGCGCUGGAGUAUUCGUUUUUUUCUUUCGUUUCAUUUUUUUCUUCUUCCUCAUCGUGGUGCUGGCAGGCGCCUCGUCCUUCCACCUGUUCGCUCUGUCCAUCAUCUGCCUGCUCAUCUACUUCUCCAUCUACCUGGUGUACAAUUUCGCCUACCUAUGACCGGCGUUGGAGAGAGCAGGGAAGGGGACGAGAGGGGCUUUUCUCGUUUCUUUGCUUCUUUUUAUUCCACUCCGGCUUCACCCCUCCGUCAUCCGCCGCUCCUUUCCAUCGCCUCUCCUUGGACCAUCCCCCUUUUCUCCCGCUCUCUUCGCCCUCUCUCAGCUCCGUAACCGCCUCCUCCGAAAGUCGUCCGGCGCUCACUGAAUGAGAAAAGUUGGACCAAAUCAAAAAAAAGAACAGAAAGAACACAUUCCUCCUUUUUCCGUUCUUUCAUUUCGCCCUUUCUUUUCCUCCUUUUCCCCUUUUCCUUUCCCCUUCCCCUUUCUUUUUUCCUUCCUCGCUCCUCCACUGCCUGCCUCCCUCCCUCCUCUUUUCUUCACACCUUUUUUUGCCGGACGCUUUAAAGUUCCUCUAGCAGCGACAGGAGAAGAAAACGACGGAUGACGCAGGAGGACAUCACCAAACAGACGUCUGAAGAACCUAAUGAAGUCAAAGAGUUGAGGAAGCGUCUCUUUUUCUUUAAAUGUAUACAUUCACACUGAGCAAAGAAGAAAGGAAAAGCUGUUCUGUGUGAAAUGUGGGUUUGGGACACAGCCGCUUACUCACUGGCUCAAAGUAAAAUGAACUUUUAAAGAUUUUUUACCCGAACAGUGUGAUAUAAAUUAGUUUUCUUUUUUAUAUCUUUGUGUUUUACAUCCUUUUUUACAUCCAAAACGAGAUGUCAAUGAAGACGUAGGCCUCAGGUGUGAUAGUCGGUGUGUUUACACACAUUUCUAUCCAUCCAUAUUCUGAAUGAAAGAGCAGGUUCACACUUUAUGAUUGAGUGAAUCAGUGAAUCGGAUCUUUUGGACUUUUUUCUCGAUUCAUUACUGGACUCAGAUCAGCUCAUCUGUUGCCUUCAAAACCCCCCAUCUGGAUCUACACCAAGGCCAAACCGUUUAAGCCUCCAUCCAGCGCUUGCUCUCCACACCUGUCCUCCUCCCUUCCUUCCUCCUGCUCCUGCGGAGCUCCUCGUGCUAUUCACCAGUCUGUCAUCCCUCCAUCCGAGGCUAUGAGAGGACGAGUGGAGACCCAGCUCAUACCACCAUGCCAGAGUUGAGGAGAGAGGAUGACAGUUGGGCUGGCAAUGUUCAAGGGACUGCGUCUUCACUCGUCCGCCAUGCUUGUCAGCCUUCGCUUCUCUCUCCUCCUUCUCUCACUCCUCCUCCUGCUGUUCCCAGCCUGCGAGUCACGGCGGGGUGGAGGAGGCGGGGCCACAGGUGGCGGAGGCGGGGCCGGGGGCGUGAGCAGCAGCACCCGCGGCCACUCCAUCAUCGGGCCGCCCCACUACCCUCCGGCGCCGGCUAGCCCAGUGGCUGCGCCGCAGCCGCCCAAGUUUGCGCAGGGCCUUAGCAUCGCCGUCAUCCUGGUGGGCAACUCCAGCGAGGUGACUCUGGCCGAGGGUGUGGAGAAGGAGGACUUCCUACACGUGCCGCUGCCGCCUAAGGUGGAACUGGUCACCAUGAACGAAACGGACCCGAAGAGCAUCAUUAACCGCAUAUGCGCCCUCAUGUCUCGCAACUGGCUUCAGGGAGUGGUGUUCGGAGAUGACACCGACCAGGAGGCCAUCGCCCAGAUCCUGGACUUCAUCUCAGCCCAGACGCACAUCCCCAUUCUGGGCAUCCGUGGGGGGUCCUCCAUGAUCAUGGCUGCCAAGGACGACCACUCUAUGUUCUUCCAGUUCGGGCCGUCGAUAGAGCAGCAGGCCUCCGUCAUGCUCAACAUAAUGGAGGAGUACGACUGGUACAUCUUCUCCAUCGUCACCACCUACUACCCCGGAUACCAAGACUUCGUCAACAGGAUCCGGAGUACCAUUGAGAACAGUUUUGUGGGCUGGGAGUUGGAGGAGGUGAUACUGCUGGACAUGUCGGUGGACGACGGCGAUUCCAAGAUUCAGAACCAGCUGAAGAAGCUCCAGAGCCCUGUCAUUCUGCUCUACUGCACUAAAGAAGAGGCCGCCACUAUCUUCGAGGUGGCGCAUUCUGUGGGUCUCACUGGAUACGGUUACACGUGGAUCGUACCAGCGCUGGUGGCGGGGGACGCGGACAACGUCCCAAAUGUUUUUCCUACAGGUCUGAUCUCAGUGUCGUAUGAUGAGUGGGAUUAUGGGCUGGAGGCCCGGGUGCGUGAUGCUGUGGCCAUCAUAGCCAUGGCAACCUCCACCAUGAUGCUGGACCGAGGUCCUCACACGCUGCUUAAGUCAGGCUGCCUCGGCGCGCCUGACAAGAAAGGCACCAAGGGAGGAAACCCCAAUGAAGUGCUGAGAUACCUCAUGAACGUGACCUUUGAGGGGCGCAAUCUCUCUUUUAGUGAGGACGGAUACCAGAUGCACCCCAAGCUGGUUAUUAUUUUGCUGGAUAAGGAAAGACAGUGGGACAGGGUGGGUAAAUGGGAGAACGGCUCUCUGACGAUGAAGUACCACGUAUGGCCGCGCUUCGAGCUCUAUUCAGACGCCGAGGAGAGAGAAGACGACCACCUGUCUAUAGUAACUCUGGAGGAGGCCCCGUUCGUCAUCGUGGAGGACGUGGACCCCCUCAGCGGCACCUGCAUGAGGAACACGGUGCCCUGCAGGAAGCAGCUCAAAACUCAAAACCAAACAGGAGAUUCAGGGAUCUACAUCAAGCGCUGCUGCAAGGGUUUCUGCAUAGACAUCCUCAAAAAGAUUGCCAAGACCGUCAAGUUCACCUACGACCUCUACCUGGUGACCAACGGCAAGCACGGCAAGAAGAUCAACGGCACGUGGAACGGCAUGGUCGGAGAGGUGGUGUUUAAGAAUGCCCACAUGGCAGUGGGCUCUCUGACCAUCAAUGAGGAGAGGUCAGAGGUCAUCGACUUCUCCGUGCCCUUCAUAGAGACGGGUAUUAGUGUCAUGGUCUCCCGUAGCAACGGCACAGUGUCCCCCUCGGCAUUUCUAGAGCCCUUUAGUGCUGAUGUCUGGGUGAUGAUGUUCGUGAUGCUGCUGAUUGUGUCUGCCGUCGCUGUCUUUGUCUUUGAGUACUUCAGUCCUGUCGGAUAUAACCGCUGUCUGGCAGACGGUCGAGAACCUGGUGGGCCCUCCUUCACUAUUGGCAAGGCCAUAUGGCUGCUCUGGGGUCUGGUCUUCAACAACUCUGUGCCUGUCCAGAACCCUAAGGGGACCACCAGUAAGAUCAUGGUCUCCGUAUGGGCCUUCUUCGCUGUCAUCUUCCUGGCCAGCUACACAGCUAACCUGGCCGCCUUCAUGAUCCAGGAGGAGUACGUGGACCAGGUGACCGGCCUCAGCGACAAAAAGUUCCAGCGUCCAAAUGACUUUUCUCCUCCGUUCCGCUUUGGCACGGUUCCCAAUGGCAGCACAGAGAGGAACAUCAGGAACAACUAUAAAGAGAUGCACAGCUACAUGACCAGCUUCCACCAGAAAAACGUAAACGAGGCCCUCCACAGCCUGAAGACUGGUAAACUGGACGCGUUUAUCUAUGACGCCGCUGUGCUGAAUUACAUGGCCGGCAGAGACGAGGGCUGCAAACUCGUGACCAUCGGUAGUGGAUACAUCUUUGCUACCACAGGCUACGGCAUCGCCAUCCAAAAAGACUCAGGCUGGAAGAGGGCGGUGGAUCUCGCCAUUCUGCAGCUGUUCGGAGAUGGUGAGAUGGAGGAGCUGGAGGCUCUGUGGCUGACUGGGAUCUGUCACAACGAGAAGAACGAGGUGAUGAGCAGCCAGCUGGACGUGGACAACAUGGCCGGCGUCUUCUACAUGCUGGGGGCGGCCAUGGCGCUGUCGCUCAUCACCUUCAUCGCCGAGCACCUGUUCUACUGGCAGCUACGCUUCUGCUUCAUGGGCGUGUGCUCGGGCAAGCCGGGCGUCACCUUCUCCAUCAGCAGGGGCAUCUACAGCUGCAUCCAUGGUGUUCAGAUCGAGGAGAACAAAUCAGGCCUCAACUCCCCAUCAGCCACCAUGAACAUGAACAUGAACAACACACAUUCGAACAUCCUUCGUCUGCUACGCACUGCCAAAAACAUGACCUCUGUGCCUGGUGUCAAUGGCUCUCCCCACAGCGCCCUGGAUUACGGCCACCGCGAGUCAGCUGUCUACGACAUCAGCGAGCAUCGGCGAAGCCUGGUAGGCCACACGGACUGCAAGCCUCCGCCACCGUACUUGCCUGAAGACAAUAUGUUCAGCGACUAUGUGAGCGAUGUGGAGAGGACUUUUGGGAACAUGCACCUGAAGGACAGUAACCUGUACCAGGAUCAUUACCUGCACCACCACGGGGGCACGGGAUCCGCACUGGCUCUGGGUAUGUCGGGUCCGUUGCCUAACCGACCUCGUAGCUUAGGGAGUGCCAGUUCGUUGGAGGGUGGGAUGUACGAUUGUGACAGCUUAGGGGGAGGGGUAGCGCCCAUCUUUACCACCCAGCCUCGCCAGUCACUGACGCACAGGAACAGGGAAAAGUUUGACCUGAUCGCAGGCCACCCCACCCAGUCCAGCUUCAAGUCUGGCCUGCCUGAUCUGUACGGGAAAUUCUCCUUCAAGGGUGGGGCAUCCAGUUCAGGGUUUAUAGCGGGACAUGACAGGUACUGCGGGGGAGGUGGGGCGGGCUCGGGAGGGGACGACGGCAAUAUUCGCUCGGACGUGUCGGAUAUUUCCACCCACACCGUGACCUACGGCAAUCUUGAAGGCAAUGCCAAGAGGCGCAAGCAGUACAGGGACAGCCUUAAAAAGAGGCCAGCAUCUGCCAAGUCCCGUCGGGAGCAGGACGAAAUUGAACUGGGCUUCCGGAGGCGCACCCACCACACCAUCCACCACCACCAUCAUCACAACCAUCCAGUCACACAGGGACACCGUUCAGCCACCCCACCUGUGGAACGCAAGAGCCAGAGAGGGGCCAAUAGCUCCUCAUAUGUGUUCCGUGACAAAGAGAACUUGAGGGACUUCUACAUGGACCAGUUCCGAUCCAAGGAAGGGGCAUCCCCAUGGGAACAUUUGGAUUUGAGUGACGCUCCUGGAAUGGGCGGCGGAGGGGGUCUGGGUGGGGGUGGAUGUGGUGGCGUAGUCAGCAGCGGUGGUGGAGGGGGAGCUUGCACUAGUUUGGUUCCUGUGGACGAUUUCUUGAAAGGUAAAUCCAAGAAGACAGAGUGUAAGGGUGGAGUGGGAGGAGGAGGAUCUCCUGGGCAGCAGGGCCAUGCAUGCUGGGAAAAGAGCAUUGGAGGGGUGGGGGGGUUGGCCGGUGGGGACUGGGAAUGCCGUAACUGCCACAGUGGAGGAGGUGGAGGUGGCAAGCAAGUUUGCAUGCAUGGGGGAGGAGGGGGUGGGGGCUACUCAGCUGCAGGGGGUGUUGGGGGAUCCGGUGGAGGAGGAGGUGGUGGGAGCGGACAGGUUUCCAGCCGCCCGAGCUCGGCCACCUGCAAGCGGUGCGAUUCAUGCAAGAAGCCGGGCAACUUGUAUGACAUCAGUGAGGACAACCACCUCCUCCUGGAUCAGCUAGGGGGCAAGUUCGUACUGGAGGGUGGGAAGGGAGGAGGAGGCGGAGGCGGAGGUGGAGGUGGAGGGGCCCAGACUCAGGCGCAGAGGCGCAAGUUUGGACCAGGCGGCAGGGUCCUGCGUAGGCAGCAUUCUUAUGACACAUUCGUAGACCUGCAGAAAGAAGGGGCGGGCAGGAUGGGAGGUUCAGGAUUUGGGGGCGGUGGAGCUUCCAUGCUCCCUCCACCACGGAGUGUGAGCCUGAAAGACAAAGAUCGCUACAUGGAAGGUGCGAGCCCCUAUGCCCAGAUGUUCGAGCGGUAUGCAGGUGGGGAGCGGGAGACAGGUUUUUUCGCUGGCGGGGACCGGGGGAAGGGCGGGGGCUCGUCAUUUAGCUUGUUCCGUGGGGGUGAAGGUGGGUUGCACCGUCGUUCGGUAGGCGAGCGGGACAUGAGGGACAGGGAUAGAGGCAUGAUGGGAGGAGGAGGUAUGGGCGGUACCCGAGGGGUCGGGACUUACUCCUUGUCUAAAUCUCUCUACCCAGAUAAGGUGAACCAGAACCCAUUCAUCCCGACCUUCGGCGACGACCAGUGCCUAUUACAUGGCGCCAAAUCGUACUACGUCAAAAAGCAGCAGACACAGCCGCAGCAGCAACAGACGCAACAACAGCAGCAGCAGCAGCAGCUCCUCAACAACAACCGGGCUGACUUCCGAGGCUCCAUGGGGGUGACUUCCUAUUUGCCAGCCUCUGCCUCUGCCGGGGUCAUGUCCAACGUGGGACCCCGGUUCCCCAAGGAGCUGUGCCUGGGUGGGCCCCUCGGCAACCACCACGGAGGGGCGGCGGGCAACAACAAGCUGCUGUCAGCAAGGGACGGGUUAGGGAUGGGGCAAGGACAGAGACCAUUCAACGGCUCUAGUAACGGACACGUAUACGAGAAGCUCUCCAGUAUUGAGUCGGAUGUCUGAGAUUCUGAGAGGGGGAGAGAGAGAGAGCAAAACAGAGAGAGUGAGAGAAAAAAAACGGAAAGUUAAAGAUACAAGGUAGACAUUGAGACUGACGAGGGAAUAAACCGACAGACAGUGUCUAAAAUUUCUACUUUGUACUUUCACGUUCAAAAGGAAGAGGAAGAAAGCAAGCAAGAGGGACUGACCCAUGCUUUAGACGAGCAGACGAUGAUGCACUGUUGGGGCCACGUUUGUAAAUAGAGAGAAGGGACCUGCUCACUAGAGAGCGCCGAACUCUGCGUAUCCCUCUCUUUUAUCCUCUCGUCUUUUUUCUUAUCCCUUCUAUUUUUCUGCUCCUUACGCCAAAACGAAACGUCCGAUCCAGCUUAGGUGCGGAGACCUGGUACAAUCAUGAACGGAAAUCAGUUAUCGUCUUGAAACAACAGGGUAAAAUUUACAAUAAUUGUAUUGAUAAUGUUGUUAACAAUAAUAUUAUUAUAUAUGAUUACAAUGUUUAUGAUGUUCAGUUUGGGCUUGAUUUCUGGAUGUUAUAUGCUGUUAUAUAUUUGUACUCUAGUUACAACUCUUUGUUAGCACAAUACUUUGCAGGAGGCUUUCUUAUUUGAUCACGAGAUCCUAUUUGAUCUUAUUUGUCAACUAAGCUUGCGUCGUCUUACACCACCGCGCCAUUCUGCCACGAUGUGGAGCGCCGGGAUUGGCCGGGACCGCCGUGCAUAAAGCGGCGCCCUCUUCCAGGGACGAUGCCAAGCUUAAAAGAAACAUAGACAAACUUGCUUUCCUUUACGAUUCUUUACUAUUGAUUCUUCAUGUUGAUUUGAUUUCUGAUAUGGAGUGCUGUAAAAUGUAUGUAAAAGGCAUGAUGCAAAGUACGUCAGCUGUACUCGAGAUGUUGUUGUGAAGGACAUUUAUUACGAUCUCUUUUUAUGGUUUUAUGAUUUUUCUUUUUUUUUUCGAACAUUGCAUUAAUGUCAAGAGAACAUUGGUUUAGUACACAGCACAUUAUGUGCCUUACCAGGAGUCCCAGAAUCUCUAAUUAUACAGGUCAUAUUGCCAUGGUAACUUUUUGAUCACAGCACACAGAUGGGUUACAGGAUGAUUCAUCUAUUAUUCUGGAAUUGUCCUCAUUGUGUCGUGAGGACAUGUUUGGGAAUAUUCGGCAUUUAGCGACAUAUCGUCCAUUCUAGAGACAUAAAGCAGUAGUCCAGUGUUCAGUAGUCCUAGAGCUGAGUUACUUAAAAAAUAAAGAAUGAAGAACUGAGAAUAAGGAAAAAUAAAUGUGAUGGAAUAAGUGGCAUUUCACAUAUGUGCACACAGUCCUUGGGUUGUUUUAUGCAGAGUUAAGCUUCAGGGUGUUAAGUUCAAGUGCUUAAAAAAUAUAAAUAUACAAUUAAUUUAUUGUUUUUUUCUCCCCCAAUCCCGACGCCCUCUUUUUUUUUUUUUUUUGAUCAAGCCGAAAUUACAACCAAUGUCAGGGUUUGUUUUUUUUUCCCUCUUAGAGUGCAUUCAUUAUUCACUGUUUCUUUUCUUUCCUCCUUUCUUUUUUUUCUCUUUUUUUUCUUUCUUGUGCUCACUUUGUCCUUUGGGAGGCACUCGGCCCACUGUGAGCUGGGUGUUGUGGGAUAUUAUGAAAGAGCUCUUUGUCUCAGCAUUCGCUUGUAUUUUUUUAAUUGUAAAUAUUUCUUUUUUUCUUUUUUUUCCACACUGUACAGUGCACAGACAGCAAGGAUGUAACUUUAGAAAAUCGUGUGUUACUAAAUUUAGAACUGAAAUGAACUAAAAUAGUGUAGUAGUUGCACAUUUUCAACUUGGCCACAAAGUGAUUAUGGUAUGACUACCGGUCAACAUCCGAAUUAGAGUAGAAUACGAAACAUUACUUAUCUAUCGUCUUGCAGUUUUUUUUUUUUUUAAUGUAUAUUUUAUUUAAUUUUUUUUUUUUUACAAUUUCACAAUUGAUCACCUGGCUAGCUUAGGUUGAAGGCUUAGGUUCUGGAUAAUCUUUCUUUGUGAGCUAAAAGUAGUUAGUACUGCUUUUGAUUUUGCAUGAAACACUUUUUCAUCCCACAGAAACACUGGAAAAACUGAAUUUUUGACUUAUUUUGCCAUUGAAAUUCAGUGUUCCUUUGUAUUUAAAGUGAUUUAAAGCUUAUUAAUCCAUUUGUGCAUUUGUAUAUCGUUUCUGAACAAAAGCCCUACAACUCCUGGACAAUCACAGUCAAAACAUCACUCCUGUUUUGAGACAGUUUACAAAAUAGACUGCUUGUAAAGCUCGCUGUUUUAAAACAAAGUCGAGGUAUUUUGUCUGGAGUUCUCAGACGAAAAUGACCGACAAAAUGUGCUUACCAGCUAUUAUUAGCUAUUUUUCUAAGUAGCCAAAUACUAAAAGAGAUCAACCAAUUCAUCAACUCGAUUAAGAAUGAAAGUCUCUUCCAUUUAGUGGCAUUAUGGCACACUAUACCGCGUACCAUGUACCAUGUACUAUGUGCUAUACUCACUUUCGUUUAGCGUCGUCUUCUGAGCCACCACAUGAUGAACACAUGAUCACAUGUUCAAGCCACUCUGGUUAAGUUCUGAAGUACAGUCACGUUCUCCUGUACACCAUUAGAUCUCAGUAUGAAUUUCUUGUGUGAAAUAUAAACAUUUUCUUUAUUCCGAUUUUGUAAAGCCAAACUGAUCUCCAAUUUAAGCACAAUGUUUAUACUAUUUGGUUAAUAAUCGAUGUGUAUAUCGUUUUUUUUGUGGACUUUUAAGAAACGAACUUCACAUUUAUUGCCACAUUUACUCAUUUUUUUGCUAAGUCUGUGUGUGUGAGAGUUUGUGAAACUGUGAGUACCUUUGUGAGAGACAUGCAUGCAUCUUUCUUUCUAUUUUACAUUCUUGCUUUUACAUUCUUGCUUUUUUAGACGAUGUAAAAUUUUCCAAGACCACGUCUCUAGUGUUUUCCUUUUCUUUCCGUGCGGAGAAAACGUGUUUAUAUUUCUUUUACUUAAGUUGUACCAGUUAGUGCCAUACGAAGCUAAUGUUGAUACAGUAAGUUGUAUAUAAUUUAGUUGGUGAGACAUUGUAGCAGAUAUGCUAUGCUAAUGGAGUUAGACACGUCUUUCCAUUUUGGAAUAUGGUACAAGCUCGUAUUUGCAGAAGGCACUAUCGUGUUCUCGGCCUAAAGUUUUUCCGCUUUACGUCGUUGGGCGAACUCAAAAACUCAAAUGGUGGGGUCCUAACCUGAGCUCCUGAGUUAGGAAUAUAACCAUGAGAAUUUUAUUUUCGUUUUUCUGAUCACAUAGGGCUAAUUUUGUCACUUGAAGCGUUUUAAAUCUUUACCUCUCAUAGCUGUGUCGGAACAAAAUGUCGGAAAACAACUUUAUAAUUACUUUAUUUGCAUGGUUUCGCUCUGUUAAAUCAUAUAAUGUGCUUCUAGAGGCUUCCUUACAAUUUGUUUAUGCCUGGUUUUGCUUUCCUUUAUUCAGAGGACACUAGUCAUUAAUCGCAGUCAGUUCUUCAAGUAGCCUCUUUAAGCUCCACCCACAAACGCAUUCAUUAUAUUGCGAAGUUGGACUAUACCAAUGUUUCGUUUGAUUUUUUUAUAUAUACAAAAAUGAGCCCUAUUAAUGAAUAACCAUAAAUUGUCAAUGUCAGGUAUUCUUUUUUCUUUUUUUUUAUUGGACAUAUACUUGGACAUUUAUUUUUUAUUGUGCUUUAGACUUGUCUUCAUUCAUGAAGGCAAUAUUUAUAAAAUAACAAUGGGAUUUUUUUUGCACUUGCAGUAAAAUAAAAACUAUAAAUACAAUACUGUCCUGUCAUAUUAAAACCUGCAUUGAAACAGUAUUAAUCUAAGUAUAUUUUCCACAGUAUACUUUCAUAUACAAAGAAGGAAGAUCAGUAACAUCACAAGAAUGUGACGAGAAUGAGGACUACCACAUAUUCUCACAAUUACAGUCUGAGCAACCACUUUUGGUAAAUUGGUAAAUAAAUGUGUAGAUACAUUAUUAAACACUACAAACCAACAAACAUGUCCACAAACAACGUGGCAUGAUCCGAAUAAGACUGCAUUUUGUCCUAAAUGCAGAUCUCACAUCAGAGUUCAGAUAGAAAAAAUAAUAAUAGUAAUAAAAUAAAUACAAUAUAAUUAUUCGUAGGUCAUGACACUAUGGGAAUCAAGAUGUUAAAGAAGUUGUGACACCAUUGGUCUAGUGAUAGAAACUUAUACAGCAGUUUUUUUAGGAACAGAAUCAAUCUGCUCUGCUCCAGAACACAUGAUCAUAUUUUCCUAAUUUGAAAUUAAAAACAAACAGCUUACAAAGAAUCUUAGGUUAUAAACUAAGAUCAUAAGAAUGGUUUUAAAUUCUUUUUGUUUUUUGAGAGGCUCAAAUAUUGAGGUUAAAAAGAUAUUUAUUUUUCAUUUAGAAGCCAGUUAUUCUUGAAUUAAUCUUUAGAGAAUUUCCAGAAAAACAUGAAAGAAUAUACUUAAGAUUGCUAAAGAAUAACUACUUGUCUUAACUUUUUUUGUAUUUUUUAAAACAAGUACUUAGUUUUUUUUAAUUAUUCUUCAGAAUAGUUUCAAAGAAGAAGAACAUAACUAUCUUAACAUUUUAUUUUCUAUUUUUCUGCCAUUUUAACUAGGCCAAUUGUGCCACCUAUUUAACUGAUAGUCAGCUGUACAUCCAAAAUCACUGGUGAUGCCACAACACCAGGAGGGUGAAGACCAGCUCAUGCCUCCUCCGAUACAUGUACGAAACUAGUCAAACACCGCCUUUUUUAUUUUAAACAGUUGCUGAUGCAGCAAUGCUGAGUAGCAUCACAGCUCAAAGCAGUUCAGAUACACCAGCUCACAGACGCCUUGUGCUGAUCGACAUCACCCUUUGGAGUGAUGAGAGGUGAUGAGAGUGCCAUCUACCCAACCAGAGAGAGUAAGACCAGUUGUGCUCUCUCAGGGCUCUGGCAGCUGGUGGCAAUCUUUUGAUCAUAGUGACAGAUAAUUUAGACAGCUGGACCACUCUGCGCCCUUGAUUUUUUUCUUUAUUCUAAAACUUAAUUAACCUAAAACUCAUUAAAGGUUGUCCAACUUAGCAGUCGUUAUUGUGAAAGAAUGCGUUUGUGGGCGGAGCACGGCUAGGCUAUUUAUGAAGGCGUGUUUGCUGUGCGGUGCAUUUGCUGAAAUGUAUUUACGGAACAGUCUGAACGCCACAUUUUCAUGUUUUUCCUGUGUUUUUUUUUUGUAACACAGAGAAAAUGUGUGUGUGUGAGUGAGUGUUUGUAAGAGUGUGUGUCUCUGUGAAAGGGAAAGGGUUGCUCUCGUUCAGAAGAAAGGCUGCCCUUCUUCUUCCUUUAUCGUUUUAGUUUUGACUCACACCUUUUGAGCGGAGGCCCCGUGAAAGCAGGCUUAAGUGCUUUGUUCCGCUAACUGCAGGUGGAGGGCGAGAGACAGCGGUGGUGUGUGGACUCGGGCAGGAGAGAGAGAGAGAGAAAGAGAGAGAGAGAGAGGGAGAGAUAUAGUAGCCUACAUUUUAUUUUUGCACUCUGUGAUCACUCGUACAACCUAUAGGCUUCCUGGGAUUUGACUUUGAUGCAGAAGGAGUGCAGCGCUGCUGUUUAUCUGAGGCUAAUCAGGCUUUGUUUUGACACUCGCUUUGCAAUUCACGUCCCCUCUCUGGUACUGUAUGUCACAGGUUAUUGUACAUGUGCCUGGAUUCAUGCUUGAUUACCUCUGUGUGUAUGUGUGUGUGUGUGUGUGUGUGUGUGCAUGUGAGAAUGUAUGAGUUGAGACACAGAGCACAGUGCAAUGGCUGUCUACUGUAACGUGUGAAUUUUUGCUGUAAAUAACGACGUCCCCUUUUCCGUAAUUUUUACUAUAGAGAGAAAACUAUUCUACGCUAUGGAAAAUUUGGGAUACACUUUUGUUAGGCAGGUUUUGUAAAACCACCGCAGAGGUUAUAACGACGUCACGUCACCAAGGCUAGAACUCCACGUAGUCUAGAAUUAGAGGACCCGAUUUUAAACCAGACGAAACUAGGCCUUUUGUCGUCUUUACUAUAAAACCUGAUCUUUCUAACUCUCUUUCUUUUUUUCCUUUCCUCGGUUUUUGGACGCUUCUUUUCAAUGUUACACAAAGAUGAACAAUUGUACAGACUUGUGUAAAUACGACCAAACGGUUUCUCUUUAUUGCGUUUUUGUAUAGAGAGAGAUUACCUGUGUUUAAGAUUACAAUAAUAAUUUAACGGGAAAUUUCACAAUACGUAAGCUAUUGAGAAUACGGACACAGUAUGUGUGAAUAUAAGUGCUAAGAUAUAUUCUUCUGUCUCUUUGUACAAAACAGUGUUGACAAUAAAUAAAAGGGAGAAAUCUCA
This is a messenger RNA of Astyanax mexicanus (Mexican tetra), 13426 nucleotides long. RefSeq names its product glutamate receptor, ionotropic, N-methyl D-aspartate 2B, genome duplicate b (gene grin2bb). The record is from RefSeq and is a predicted model, not a curated record. Lineage: Eukaryota; Metazoa; Chordata; Actinopteri; Characiformes; Acestrorhamphidae. Gene Ontology annotation, molecular function: transmitter-gated monoatomic ion channel activity involved in regulation of postsynaptic membrane potential; NMDA glutamate receptor activity. The transcript is spliced from 16 exons. Gene Ontology annotation, biological process: long-term synaptic potentiation; monoatomic ion transport; excitatory postsynaptic potential. Bases 1755 to 7085 code for a protein of 1776 amino acids. Gene Ontology annotation, cellular component: NMDA selective glutamate receptor complex; postsynaptic density membrane; plasma membrane.